Staurois parvus is the source of this 474-nucleotide messenger RNA. The record is from the annotation of a GenBank genome assembly. Lineage: Eukaryota; Metazoa; Chordata; Amphibia; Anura; Ranidae.
CACAGAAAGGGGUGAGGGGGUCACACCAUACCAUGAAUGCAGGCCACAGAAGAGGGUGAAGGUCACCACCAUGAACACAAGCCAUGGAAGCAGGGUGAGGGUCACCACCAUGAACACAAACCAUGGAAGCAGGGUGAGGGUCCCCACCAUGAACACAAACCAUGGAAGCAGGGUGAGGGUCACCACCAUGAACACAAGCCUUGCAAGCAGGGUGAGGGUCACCACCAUGAACACAAGCCUUGCAAGCAAGGUGAGGGUCACCACCAUGAACACAAGCCUUGGAAGCAGGGUGAGGGUCACCACCAUGAACACAAGCCUUGGAAGCAGGGUGAGGGUCACCACCAUGAACACAAGCCUUGGAAGGAUGGUGAAAGUCACCACAAUGAGCACACACCAUCGAAACAAGGUAAGGGUGACCACCAUAAACACAAGUCAUGGAAACAAGGUGAGGGUGACCACCAGGAACACAAGCCA